AUGUCUUUCGAAACCACACAGACGAUCAACAGCUUCGGCGGCAAGCUUUUGAAGCUGCAACACAAAUCCCAAGUCCUCACCACCGAAGCGAAACUUAACCUCUACCUCCCACCUCAAGCCAGCUCGUCAAAGCCAGUCCCGGUCCUCUUCUACCUUGCAGGCUUGACCUGCACAGGCGACAAUGGUGCCGAGAAGGGCUUCUUCCAGCACAAGGCUGCGCAAAAGGGCAUCGCGAUAGUAUACCCAGACACCAGCCCUCGUGGUCUGGGUCACCCGGGUGAAGACGAUGCGUACGACUUUGGUAGCGGUGCAGGCUUCUAUGUCGAUGCCACAAAGGAGCCAUACAGCAAGGGCUACAAGAUGUACAGCUACAUUACAAAAGAAUUGCCGGAACAACUCUUCUCGAGCUUCAAGGAGCUAGACGGCUCAAGAGUUUCCAUCUUCGGACACUCAAUGGGCGGACACGGAGCUCUGACUCUGUUCCUCAAGAACCCAGGACAAUACAAGUCCGUCUCCGCAUUCGCACCCAUUUCCAACCCAUCCAACUGCGACUGGGGAAAGAAGGCGUUCGGCGGAUACUUCGGCGACGACCAGAAGCAAAAGUGGGCAGAACACGAUGCCACAGAGCUGAUUCGCAACUACUCCGGGGAUACGGACAUUCUCAUCGACGUCGGAACAGGCGACAAUUUCUACAAGCAAGGCCAGCUCUUGCCAGAGAAUUUGGAAAAGGCUGCCAAAGAGGCAGGGAAGAAGGUGACGGUGAACUACAGAGAAGGCUACGACCACUCGUACUUCUUCAUCAGCACAUUCGCCGACGAUCAUGUGGAGCAUGCGGCCAAGUAUCUGCUUGCGUGAGUGGAGAUCUCCUACUUGGUUUUACGGGAUCUUCUGGACAGAAGGGUGCUGAUGGGAAUUCUCUUUUUUGAGGUCAGAGACGACACCGACUCGUCACCAGCAAGGAAACGACAAAAGCUCUAGAGGCGGGCGGAGUAGAUUGUAGAUGUUGGGAGGGUGCGAGACAGGGAUCUAGGGUGUAUGAGAAAGCUUACCUGUACGAAGUCACUGUAGAUUGUGUUGAAAUGAAUGAAUCGGCUGGCACUCUUGCUUUAGAUGCA
Molecule: messenger RNA, 1115 nt
Organism: Cercospora beticola
Lineage: Eukaryota; Fungi; Ascomycota; Dothideomycetes; Mycosphaerellales; Mycosphaerellaceae
Source: RefSeq, a predicted model, not a curated record